CUAACCACACCAUGGAGCCAGCGGCCAAAUGCCUCGAGUCGGUGGUGGCCUCAUUGACACCUCCUAGGCGCGCAGACGCUGCUGGUUUGUGGUGGUGGGAGUGGCGGCAGUGGCGACGAUGGAGGGAGAUGUGGCGGCAACAGCAGAGAGUGGAGCCUGUGUCAAAUGAGGCGGACCAAGCGGCGGCGGCACCAGCGGCGGAGGUGACAGUGGCAAGGGCGGUGGCGGCAUCAGUGGCAGCGAAUGCGGCGGCUAACGCCGUGGCGGCGCAGGAGAAAGAUGAGGCGGCGCAGGCGGCGGCGGCAGCUGCGGCAAAGGCGACAGUGGCGACGGCGGUGGCGAGGGCGGCGGCGGCGGCGGCGGCGCAGGAGAAAGACGAGGCGGAGCAGGCGGCGGCGGCAGCUGCGGCGAAGGCGACAGUGGCGACGGCGGUGGCGAGGGCGGCGGCGGCGGCGGCGGCGCAGGAGAAAGACGAGGCGGAGCAGGCGGCGGCGGCAGCUGCGGCGAAGGCGACAGUGGCGACGGCGGUGGCGAGGGCGGCGGCGGCGGCGGUAGCAAGCAACGCCGCGGCGGCGCAGGAGAAAGACGAGGCGGAGCAGGCGGCGGCGGCAGCUGCGGCGAAGGCGACAGUGGCGACGGCGGUGGCGAGGGCGGCGGCGGCGGCGGCGGCGCAGGAGAAAGACAAGGCGGAGCAGGCGGCGGCGGCAGCUGCGGCGAAGGCGACAGUGGCGACGGCGGUGGCGAGGGCAGCAGCGGCGGCAGCGGCGGAGACGCAAGUCGAGAUGGCUGAUGUUUGUGAGCCGAUCGCACCGGCGAGGGAACGGCGGCCAACGUCAGCGCAAGUCUCUUGCUCCGAGCAAGCGCUUGCCCGCUAUCUGCGUCCGCUCCUCUGCGAGCUCCAAAGAUGGCUUCCCCUCCUCACCACCAUCCUCCUCCUCGCGCUCUACCACCACCGAAACUACGCCACGGGGGCGGGAGUCGCUCCGCCGCCGCUACCCACUCCGCCACCACCACCGGGCCUCCCUAGGACUCUGGGCCUCGGCCCGCUGCGCGAGAUCGUGGUUUCGCAUGUCACUGCCGCGAGGACACGCGUGGGCGCUGCUGCUGCUGCUAUCGCAGCCUCCGCCGUCCGCAAGGCUGGCCCCGCCUCACCUACCUCUCGUGCCAUACGCGCUAGCACACGGGCUGCGCGGCAGGCUUUGAUCGGAGCCGUCGCGUCCGUAGCGGGGCAUCCCGAUUCGUGAUGGUCGGGGGUGUUGCGUGAGAGCUGAAGGCCGAGCCGUACUCACGCGCUGUGCUGCCCUCGCGCCGCGCUUCUCUCACACCCGGCGACUAGAGUAAGCAGGUUUGCAUGGGCCGGUCUCGGCGUCGUGGUGGGGCCAUUGGAGAUGUCGGUUCCCCACCACGCACCGGACUUUUUGUAGCGGUGGAGAGAAUUAAGGAAUCUUUCUGC
Messenger RNA from Emiliania huxleyi CCMP1516, 1453 nucleotides. RefSeq lists its product as hypothetical. The coding region runs from base 12 to 1244 and encodes 410 amino acids. NCBI's taxonomy places the organism in Eukaryota, Haptophyta, Isochrysidales, Noelaerhabdaceae. The transcript is spliced from 2 exons. The record is from RefSeq and is a predicted model, not a curated record.